Messenger RNA from Carassius gibelio (silver crucian carp), 3395 nucleotides. RefSeq names its product unc-119 homolog 1 (gene unc119b). Gene Ontology annotation, biological process: lipoprotein transport; nervous system development; cilium assembly. Bases 13 to 924 code for a protein of 303 amino acids. Gene Ontology annotation, cellular component: cilium. Lineage: Eukaryota; Metazoa; Chordata; Actinopteri; Cypriniformes; Cyprinidae. Gene Ontology annotation, molecular function: lipid binding. The record is from RefSeq and is a predicted model, not a curated record. The transcript is spliced from 5 exons.
UUGUAAACCGAGAUGAUGGUAACCAUAGCAACUUUCGAGCGCGUUCAGCCAAUCGGAUCGCAGUUCUGUCGGCGUAGGUUCUCCAUAGUGACGCGCUACGCCAUCUUGCAUACAGCGAGCGUCGAGCACAACAGAGACGCAGUUCGCGCUUCGUCGCUAAACAAAGUUACCCAGUUAAAUUUCGGAGAGAUGAACAGCCAGAGCUCCCGCACCGAAACGGCAGCCACCGCGGUUAACGGCUCGGAUUCGACGGCGGCUGCUCCUCGAGACCGCAAAACCGGAGUCAAUGUCCUGAAAAGGCUGAAAUCGCGACGGAAUCAAGUGGAGCGGCGGCCUGUAACGGAGGAAGAGCUGCGGGCGCUGGAGAGAGACAUCACCACGGAUGAAGUGUUGGGACUCCGCGCUAUCACUCGCGACUAUCUGUGUAAACCAGAGGACAACAUCUACAGCAUCGACUUCACACGGUUUAAGAUCAGAGACCUGGAGACAGGGACAGUCCUUUUCGAGAUUGCCAAACCUCCUCACUGUGAUCUUGAUGAGGAGGAUGAGGAAAAUGGAGAGGUUGACACCAGUGCGGGGCGCUUCGUCCGUUACCAGUUCACACCUGCAUUCCUUAAGUUACGCACAGUUGGAGCCACUGUGGAGUUCACAGUUGGCGAUCGACCUGUUACCAACUUCAGAAUGAUUGAGAGACAUUAUUUUCAAGAUCGCCUCCUGAAGAGUUUCGACUUUGACUUUGGCUUCUGUAUCCCGAACAGCCGGAACACGUGUGAACACAUUUAUGAGUUUCCUCAGCUCCCAGAUGACCUCAUUCGUCUGAUGAUUGAGCACCCGUAUGAGACCAGAUCAGACAGUUUCUACUUUGUGGACAACAAACUCAUCAUGCACAACAAGGCAGACUACGCUUACAACGGGGGCCAGUAGUGCCUCUUCAACAGGAAACCUGAUGAUUGUUUGUUGGAGUGACCAUGUGGAAUACAAAUACAGGACCACACCUCACUAGCAGCUACACAUGGUGUUGUCAUCAGCAUUACGAUCUGGCUCAAUCGACCCACCCAACUGGAAAUGACCUUCCCUCAGUGAAGUUCCUGCAUUCCACAGACUUCACACACUCCUUGUGGGUUAGGCCAUAAAAAAGCAGAGGCUUUCUCCUCCGCCACACUCGACUAGCCGGAACUGAAGAAUAGUCCGGUUUUCCUGCUUCAGGACAGGUUUUUGUUUUGUAACACUUUUGUUGUCUUACUUCCUGCACCCACCACCUUUUGUGAGAUUUUUUUUUUUAAGCUCUGAAGUUUUGUUAACAAACUAAAUUUUGAUUAUCUGAAUGGGGUCUUUCUAAAUGUGCUAAAAUGAAGCAAUGCUGCCACAUAUAUCUUGGGUUAUUAAACAAAAAGAGGAGUUUUCCACAGAUUAGAUUUGUACUUAUUGAUGAUUAUUUUAGUGAUAGAACGGAUACUGCGGUAUAUUUUUUAGAUAGUUUCGUUUAUCAGAGCAAACACUAUUACAACACUCUCGGACAUGUGAUCAGGGUAUGUUGAGUUAAAGAGGAUGUGAUCUGUUUGUGUGUGUGUGUGUGACCCUAAAACAGUUGCAGUAUUUUUAUUUUUUUUUCAACUACACACCUGUUCAAUAUUUUGGAUUCAGUAAUAUUUUUAUGUUUUUGGAAGAAGUCUUUUAUAUUCACCAAGCUGCAUUUAUUUGAUCAAAAUACAGUAAAAACAGUAAUUUUGUAAAUGAAUAUCAUUACAAUUUAAAAUAACUGAUUGCUAUUUUAAUAUAUUUAAAAAUGUAAGUUAUUCCUGUGAUGUUAAGCAGAAUUUCUUAUUAAAAAACAUACUGACCCCAAAAUUUUUAACCCUAAACUCACCUCAUGGAGAGACCAAGAAUGUGGCCACUUAUUAAUAAGUAAUUGCAUUUUGUAGUGUAAUUUUUUUUUCCGGAGUUAUUUUAUUUUUGUUUCACUGUUUUAUGUCAAGUCUUUAUCUGACAAAAGAACAAGUGGAGUUUUUGUAGGUGUAUAGUGUUAGUCCUGUAGGAGUCUGGAUUGGAUAUGACCGUACACACUGUGGGGUUCACAGGGCAUCUGUCUUUCUCAUGUACGAGGCCUUUCGAUGUCAGACUCAGCUGUGCAUACAGAAACCCUGUUUUCACUCGUGUCACACAAAGAGAGGGUUGGGAUUCUCAACAUGGUGUCUUUGUGCACCUUUCAAGCUGUUUAGCCUCUAUCAGAGCUUUGAUGUUUACCUUUGAUCUAAUCCAAGCGGUUGGGAAUUAGGCAAAGUGAUUGGAUGAGAAACAAAAACCGAAAAGGCAUUUAGAGCCCAUUAGAGACCUCUGACUUUGCAUAUUUAAUCAAUAUUAAAUUGAUUUGAUUAGCUUCUGAUCAAAGCAAAUCAUGUUACAGUUGCAAAACACCCAUUGUAAUUCAUUCAGAGUCAGUCCUCAACUCAAUCCAUUCACACACAAGUCAGUUCUCAGCUGGACGGCGAUUUGCAUAUAUUCUCAAGUGUCCUUAAGAAAGAAAAUCUGUAAUAUGAGGCUAAAGGACCAAUGUUUGUGAAGUAUUUGUGGUUGCAUAUCUGUCUAAUGCCUAACUUGUGCUGUUUACAUAGGCACGUGCACCAUCUAUGUGUUGACAUGCUGUGCACAAACUGCGCACAAGAUAAAAUAUUUGGUUUUAUUCCUAUUAAUUCUCCUCCCUUUUCAGUCUCAAUUUAUGUUUAAUCCCUAACUGAGAGAUGUAAUAAAGUGUCUUUAUAUAUAUAUUUAUAUAUAUAAACAUUUUGUUUUUUUAACACAAGGAUGUGAUCUUCUAUAUCAUGCACACUAGUGUGUGGAUUUAAUCAUUGCAGUUACUUUAGGAAUGCUGUUCAUAUAUUACAUGUGUCAUGUAUUAUGUCAAGUAGAAUACAUUGGUCUUUUUAUUUAGAUAUUUGUUAUGUAAAUUUGUUUUCCAUGUAAUGAAGCCUGUAUCAGGACUCUAAAAUGAAAGAUUUCAUAAUAUGACAUUCUUUAACGCAUCAUUCUACAAAAAUGUCUUGUUUGUACAUUAUGUAGAGAUAACAAGGACCACUAAAGUGAAUAGUAGGUACAUUACACCUUAACGAAACACUUUCAUUAACGACAAGCAUGAGUGAUACUUCUGACUUUAAGAUUGUUUACAUUAAAUAUUAGUCAAAAAUAAUUAUCAUUAAUUUUUUUUUGCCCUUGAAGCUCAGUUGCCUGUAUAUGUAUUGCGUGUGUACAGUUGCAUCGAAGACAAGUGUGCCCAGCUUCACUUUCUUAUUCAGAAUUGUAGGAACAGUGUAUUUUAAUGUAUAAAAUAGGAAUUCUGUUCAAAUGUGUCAAGAGGAAUUUGUUUAGGGAGAUAAAUAAAAUUCAUUUUAUGAACGAAA